Molecule: messenger RNA, 1701 nt
Organism: Vigna radiata var. radiata (mung bean)
Lineage: Eukaryota; Viridiplantae; Streptophyta; Magnoliopsida; Fabales; Fabaceae
Product: protein DETOXIFICATION 34
Exons: 7
Coding region: 141-1604 (487 amino acids)
Biological process (GO): xenobiotic detoxification by transmembrane export across the plasma membrane
Cellular component (GO): membrane
Molecular function (GO): xenobiotic transmembrane transporter activity; antiporter activity
Source: RefSeq, a predicted model, not a curated record
UCUUAAUGUAUGUCUCAAAAAUUUUCAAACCCCACUUCGGUAAUAAGGAUUUUUAGGUUCAUACAGUGUAACAGUGAGGUUAUCAAAAAAUUACAUAAGAAAAUUCUGUCUGAGAAAGUGUUAAGGGAAGAACUCCAGAAAUGGAGACACCAUUAGUACCCCAAAAGUUGAGUGCAGAAGCUGACUACUUGGCAGUGAAAGGGUUGAAAGAUGCUAAAUUUGUUUUUUGGACAGAGACAGUGAAGAUAUGGAGAAUAGCAUUUCCAAUGGCACUGUCUGCACUGUUUCAGUUAUUAACAGUGCUCUCAAAUUCUGUCUAUGCCGGUCAUCUUGGAGACCUUGAACUCUCUUCUCUCUCUGUUUACCAAGGUGUCCUUGGUUCCAUCUAUUUUUACUUGUUGUUUGGUAUGUCUUCUGCACUGUCAACACUGUGUGGCCAAGCUUUUGGAGCUGGGCAAAUUCAAUCUACUUGUAUUUAUGUUCAAAGAUCAUGGAUUAUACUUAGUUCAACUUGCAUAAUCCUCUUACCUAUUUAUGUAUAUUCCACACCAAUCUUAAGGUUGCUUGGCCAGGAAAAAGAAAUUGCUGAUCUUGCUGGAAGGUAUUCUAGGCAAGCAAUUCCCUACAUGUUUUCCUGUUCCAUAACGUUUCCCUUGCAUGCGUUUCUGCAGUCUCAGAGCAAGGUUAAAGCUAUUAUGUGCUUUGAAUUUCUGGGUUUUCUCUUGCAAAAUGUGCUGCUGUACGUCUUCGUAACUGUGUUUGGUGGGGGUAUAUCAGAGAUAGCCAUGGUCACUAACAUCGUAGCAUGGCUUUACGCUUUGGCUUUGUUUGUGUAUACCAUUUUUUGGUGCAAAGAAUGGAGUGAAUUUUCUUGGAUGGCAUUCAGGGAUUUGUGGGCAUUUGCUAAGUUUAGCUUUUCAGCAUCUGUGAUGAGUUGCUUGGAACAAUUGUAUGGUACAUGCAUUGUUCUCCUUGCUGGUCAAGUUGACAAUCCUGUGAUUGCUGUUGGUUCUUACUCAAUUUGCUUUAAUGUUCAGGGUUUGCACUCAAUGCUGGUCCUUGCAUUAAGGGCUGCCACAAGCAUUCGGGUCUCCAAUUCACUAGGAAUGUCUCAUCCAAGAGCAGCCAGAUACUGUUUCUGUGUGACAAUGUUUCAGUCUCUCCUCCUUGGAAUUUUGUUCAUGACUGUGACAUUCUUGAGUAAAGAAGAGUUUGCCAAAAUCUUUACCAACAGUGAGGAAAUGAUAGGAGCUGCUGCUGACUUAGCAUACCUUCUUGGUGUAUCAAUGGUUCUGAAUAGUGUUUCACAAGUGAUGUUAGGUGUGGCCGUUGGGAGUGGAUGGCAAGUUAUGGUUGGUUACAUAAACCUGGCAUGCUAUUACAUUGUAGGACUCCCUAUUGGAUUUUUCCUUGGUUUAAAUCAACAUUUAGGUGUCAAGGGUCUUUGGGGAGGCACAUUGUGUGGCAGGGCUCUUCAGAUAUUAGUCCUCCUUGUGAUUAUUUGGAAGACCAACUGGUCUAAGGAGGUGGAGCAAACAGCUCAUCGCAUGAGAAUAUGGAGAAUCAACAACCUCCUCUUGGAUGACAUGGGAAAUGUUACAUGAAAAAACAAAAAUGUUUCAUUUUGCUAAAAACGUUUCAAUCAUUGCUGGUGUAACCGUGUUUUAUAUAUAAUAUUAUGCCAGGGGAUGAUUAUUUGUA